GCACAAAUCGUUUUCUUGCCUUCUCUCUCGAACGCGAUCGCCAUAGCCAUAGCCAUAGCCAUAGCCAUUGAGCUCUCUCUCUCUCUCUCUCUCUCUCUCUCCAGUUCCUCUCUUGACUCUCCAUACCGCUCUGCGUCUCUCUCUCGCACUCAAUGUCGAGAGAGAACUGCACAAUCGAGACAAGCGAUGGAGUCCACCUCGACGCUCGGGUGUACAAGCCGACCACAACAGCAACAUCGAGCUGGGAGAGCAAUUGCGCAAUAGUGACCGUACAUCCAUAUUCAAUAUUGGGAGGCUGUCAAGGAUUGAUGAGAGGCAUUGCUCGUGGACUCGCCGACAGAGGUUUUCUAGCUCUCACCUUCGACAUGAGAGGCGUCGGUAGAUCCACCGGCCGCCCUUCGCUCACCGGAUCUUCCGAAGUCCGCGACAUCGUUUCCGUCUGCAAAUUUGCUUCCCAAAAUCUCUCUGUCAAUCGCAUUCUCUUGGUCGGUUCCUCUGCAGGUGCCCCAAUUGCUGGAUCUGCUGUUGAUCAGGUAGAGGAAGUCAUUGGUUAUGUCAGUCUGGGCUAUCCUUUCGGUCGCCUUGCCUCCAUUCUCUUUGGAGGUCACCACAAAGCUAUUCUACAAUCUCCUAAACCGAAGCUUUUCGUAAUGGGGACUCGGGAUGGGUUCACAAGCAUUAAACAGCUGGAGAACAAAUUAAAAUCGGCAGCUGGCCGUGUUGAAACUCAUCUGAUUGAAGGAGUUGGCCACUUCCAGAUGGAGGGGCCUGCUUAUGAUGCUCAGAUGGUCAAUCUGAUUAUAGGUUUCAUCAGCUCAUUAUUGGAUCCCGGAAGCUGAGAAACUCUGUACGAUAUGAUCUCAUCAAGGCCUAGGUAUUGUGCGUUGUAGACAACACUUUCUUUGAUUCUUGGUGGUGUGUAUAUAAGGCCAAUCAAUCCUACAAAAUGGGAUGGGAUAAACGUGAGAUGUGGGGCUAUCCAUCAGUCUCUGCUUUAUGCUUAUUAGCUUAAUUAGGUGCUCUUUCGAUUGACAGAGGAAUAUGAUUGGCUUUAAUACAAACAAAGCUUCAAGUUAA
Messenger RNA from Diospyros lotus (date-plum), 1077 nucleotides. RefSeq lists its product as uncharacterized. The record is from RefSeq and is a predicted model, not a curated record. The transcript is spliced from 2 exons. Bases 153 to 839 code for a protein of 228 amino acids. NCBI's taxonomy places the organism in Eukaryota, Viridiplantae, Streptophyta, Magnoliopsida, Ericales, Ebenaceae. Gene Ontology annotation, molecular function: hydrolase activity.